AACCCAGUGCGCGUCCCGCGGGGGCGCUGCCUACCCCUCCCACACACUCUCCCGCCCCUUCGCCCCCACUCCACCUCCUCCUCUACUUUCUGCAUCACCCUGGCCUCUUGUCCUAGCCCUCCCCUCCCGGCGAGGGGCGGGAGGGGGCGUGGCGGGGCCGGGGCUAGUGCAACUGGGACCGAGAUCCUUGCACUCUGCUGCACGGAAAGUCCUGUCGGAGCCCGCGCCUUCAGCCGCUGUCCAGCCUGCUUGUUCCGCGCCCCGAAGCCACGCCGCGCUCUCCUCUCCUCCACUCUGCAGGAGGGGAAAGGGCUGCGAGGAGCAUCAGCUGCUGCUCGCCAUGGAUGCUCACCGGGCCCUGCUCUCGGCAGUCUUUCUCAUCAGUUUCCUGUGGGAUUUACCCGGUUUCCAGCAGGCUUCUAUCUCAUCCUCCACCUCCACUUCGUCCUCUUCGUCCUCGUCUUCCUCCUCGUCCGCUGAGCUGGGCUCAGCCAAGGGCAUGAGGAGCCGCAAGGAAGGGAAGAUGUCCCGGGCGCCGCGAGAGAGCGCCGCGGGCCGCGGGCACCCGGAGCAGGCGGAUGAGCCUCCGCGGCAGGAGCGCCCGCAGCCUGGACGCCAGGAACCGCAGUCCGAGCAGCCGGGUCCCCGGCGGCGGCAGCAGCCCCAGACUCAUGAACAAACAAUCAGAAGCCCUCGGGUGGUGCCCCACGAGUACAUGCUGUCCAUUUACAGGACCUAUUCUAUCGCAGAAAAAUUGGGGAUCAAUGCCAGCUUCUUCCAAUCUUCCAAGGCUGCCAAUACUAUCACUAGUUUUGUAGACAGGGGACGAGACGAUCUCUCGCACACUCCUCUCAGGAGACAGAAGUAUUUGUUUGAUGUGUCGACGCUCUCAGACAAAGAAGAGCUGGUGGGCGCGGAGCUGCGACUGUUUCGCCAGGCGCCCCCGACUUCCCUGGGGCCUCCGGGCGGCCCGCUCCACGUGCAGCUAUUCUCCUGCCUGUCCCCCCGAAUGCUGGACGCUCGGACCCUGGACCCGCAGGGGGCGCCCGAAGCCGGCUGGGAGGUCUUCGACGUGUGGCAGGUUCUGCGUCGCCACCAGCCCUGGAAGCAACUCUGCCUGGAGUUGCGGGUCGCCUGGGGGGAGCCCGGCGGGGAAACCCCACCUUCGUCCCCACCGCCUCCCGCUGAGCCGCCCCUAGACCUGCGGAGUCUGGGCUUUGGCCGGAGGGUGCGGCCGCCGCAGGAGCAGGCCCUGCUCGUGGUGUUCACCAAAUCCAAGCGCAAGAACCUGUUCGCUGAGAUGCGCGAGCAGCUGGGAGCCUCCACGGUCACGGCCACGGCCGCGGCGGGGGGCGAGGGCGCGUGGCUGCCACCCCAGCCCCUGCUGCCUCCCGACAGCGCCCAAGACUCGGGUUGGGGGCUGGCCUCGCAGGGCCGCCGGCGGCGACGCACCGCCUUCGCCAGCCGCCAUGGCAAGCGGCACGGGAAGAAGUCCCGGCUCCGUUGCAGCAAGAAGCCCCUGCACGUGAACUUCAAGGAGCUGGGCUGGGACGACUGGAUUAUCGCGCCCCUGGAGUACGAAGCGUAUCACUGCGAGGGGGUGUGUGACUUUCCCCUCCGCUCCCACCUGGAGCCCACCAACCACGCCAUCAUCCAGACUCUCAUGAACUCCAUGGAUCCCGGCUCCACCCCGCCCAGCUGCUGUGUGCCCACCAAAUUGACUCCCAUUAGCAUUCUCUACAUCGACGCGGGCAACAACGUGGUCUAUAAGCAGUACGAGGACAUGGUAGUGGAGUCCUGCGGCUGUAGGUAGCGGCGCCUUUCCCGCCGUCUCGGCCCGGGGACGGGAGGGGAGGACUGCAAAAGGGAGGAAAGUUGCCAGAUGGGAGUGGGGGGAGGGGGAGAACACUCCGGAAAAUGGACCUGGGAGACUGCAGUAGGCAAGAAUAAGGAGGAGGGGGAAGCCAAGGGAGGUGGUGGCCUAGGGGGCACUGACCGCUAAGGAGCCCGCCUUGAACACUUCCUUUCACCUAGAGAGAGGGAUAUGGACUUUCACACCCUGCCUGGGGACCCUGGAAAACAAGUCAAGGAUUUGCUUCGUGCUUGUUGUCUUUGCUUUUUCAAUUUCCUUGAAGCACCUGUGUGUCUCACGGGUUUUUAAUAGGAGAGGGGAAAGGAAACAGCCCUAUGUUUCACAGCUGUCUCAUGGAUUGAAAAUUAUUAUUUACAAAGAAAACGGGGUUGGGGGGAGGAGGAGAUCACUUCUAACCACACCCCAACCUUUUCUGCCUUUGGACCAUGCUGAGUUUUGUAUUUCCUUUCUGGGUGAAGUCAACUUUCCCAGUGGCCAUCCAAACAGAACAUCCUAAAACAGCAAAAUCUUUCCCCCUCCUAGCCACACCCUCCCCCUUCUCUUCAAGAGACCUGGAAGUCUUGUUCAGACCUUUCUUCUCUUAAAAGCAUCACCCCCAUACGACACUUUUAGCUUAAGUGAGCCAAGUUACUCACGUGGCUUGAUUUUCUUACGCAACCUGACCCCCCCUCCCACCCACCCCCACUCACCCUUCAGCUUCCCACGACUGCCCACGGUCCUUUUCUCAGUACUAUUGGAAUCCUAUUGCAGGGGCUCCAGUUCUGAGGAGAUAUGGGUUAUUUUUGCAAACUUUUUUUUUCUUUUUGGUUGAGGGAACCUGACAGUGACAAGAAUCAGUUCAAGCUAGGGGUAGUUUAGGAUAAUGGAUAGAGCCAGGAGAAAAAGGAGGCAAAGGCCCCCACUGAAGUUGUUCUCCCUCCUCCUUUCCCCCCUCCCCCCUUAGCUGCCUCUUUCUUUUCAGGAUUAUCUGAUGAUCCAGGUCUCCUUCUAAGGUGAAGGCAAUUUCCCAAGUACAAAAAACAAUCAAGUGAAAGGAGAGGGGAGGAGGGGUAGGGUAGGAGAGGAAGGGAGGGAAAGAGAAUUCGAUGAGAGGGUAGAAUAGAGGGAGGAGGGGAGCCAAAGGAUUUAUUUUGAGGAGAGGUGGUGGUCACUAACCCACUCGACUCAGAGCAAGAUGAGAGAGUCUAGACUCUAGAAGGGGAAAACGAGUGAAAGGAAGAUAGACACACUGUAAGAAACAGGAGUAUAGAAGUGCUUGUCUCUGAAGUUUAUCUGAAAAGUUUCUCCCUUUUUCUCCCUGACAUUCCUGAAAGAUUACCAGCCAGAAAUCGCCUAGGGCACCCCCAAAAGAAUUGUUUCGGAUUGUAAUUACCAGUUAGGCUAUGUUUUUAAAACUUAGUCAUGAAAAACUGUGAAAAGAGCAAAGUGUUACAUUGAACAUGGGGAGGGGGAUGGGGGUAGUGGGUGAUGGUGGUGGAAAUCAACCUUCUUAAUGUGAGGAAUUGUGUAUGGUACUGUUUAAUUCCUCAGUUCCAAACCCAAAAAAAUGAACCCCCCCCCCAACCUGCACCAGUAUUAUUUGUAAACAUUAUCCUAGAAGUCCUCAAAAGGGUCCAUUUGCUCCCCACCUUUGGCUUGUGAAAUUUCCUCAACCAAGAGAACAGGUAAGGAAAAACAAGGUCUGGGUUUUUCCCACCUGUGUAGUUUUGCUCUCUCUCAGUUUAACCCUGUUAGCUUGUCUGGUUCACAGAACUAUAAACUGGCGAAGAAAAGAUGGGAAUAAUAAUAAUAAAAAUAAUAAUAUAAAAUACUAACUAAAAAAAGGACUUGGCCAGGAGCAAUAAUUUAAAAUGCACAUUUGCUUUGAUGCACUGUUGUUCAUGUUAAGACUGUAUAUAUUUGUUUAUUUAAGCAGCCUGAAAGUGCAAAAAGGAAAUGAACAGCAUACAUUUCAUUUUAAUGUACAAAACAUUAUAUGCACUCAAAAUGUUAUAAUUUCUAAUAUUUUUAAAGUUUAUAUUUGAGUUGUACAAAGUUACGCAUUAAUCAGAUAUUUCAUUCUUACAUAAUGUUAUCAUUUCCUUAAAUAAUAUUACAAAAUUUAAAUUCUGUCUAAUGGAGAUUUUUGUUUUUGUCUACCUCACUAUAAUGCAAGUAUUUACAACUCUAAAGUGACCUGAGGUAAAUUAAUAUUCAAAACAUUUUUACAGUACACUUUUCCUGGAUGAUACUCCAACUAUUACUGUAUUAUUAAACUUCUUUCUCAAAAUC
Messenger RNA from Monodelphis domestica (gray short-tailed opossum), 4144 nucleotides. RefSeq names its product growth differentiation factor 6 (gene GDF6). Gene Ontology annotation, cellular component: extracellular region. Gene Ontology annotation, molecular function: growth factor activity; cytokine activity. NCBI's taxonomy places the organism in Eukaryota, Metazoa, Chordata, Mammalia, Didelphimorphia, Didelphidae. The record is from RefSeq and is a predicted model, not a curated record. Gene Ontology annotation, biological process: BMP signaling pathway.